Messenger RNA from Wasmannia auropunctata (little fire ant), 2507 nucleotides. RefSeq names its product protein FAM136A-like. Gene Ontology annotation, cellular component: cytoplasm. The transcript has 2 exons. The annotation marks the transcript as partial. The record is from RefSeq and is a predicted model, not a curated record. NCBI's taxonomy places the organism in Eukaryota, Metazoa, Arthropoda, Insecta, Hymenoptera, Formicidae.
AGAGAUAUGCAUAUGUGUGCUGCACAAUGUUGUGAAAAUGAAACAUAUAGCAUACAAAAAAUACAUGCCUGCGUGGAGAAUUGUAGUUCCUCUAUGUAUAAAGCACAGCAAUACGUUCAAGGAGAGUUUGAACGGGUACAGAAUCGCUUGCAAAGAUGCAUAAUGGAAUGCAAUGAUAAUAUAAAAGACAAAAUAGGGCCAAACCCGACUCAAACUGAAGUGGACAGGUAUACCGAAGAAUUUGAAAAGUGUGCCACCAAGUGUGUAGACACUUACUGCGAAUUACUGCCGACCUUGGAACAAACUAUCAAGAAAGUCCUUAAUAAAAAUGAAUUUUCGUAAUGUCUUUCUCAGUUGAAAAAUAAAUGUUAAUUGCCUCUCAUUUUUUAAAUCUAAUUAAAAAUGUUUUGUCAUUAGCAUAUUUUACUUCAAAAAAACUUAUUUACAGAUACAAAGUAAAUGCAGCAGCAUUUAAAUCUAUUUAUAUAUGUAUAUAAAUUGUUGCAAAUAUUUUCUAUGAUUUAUUUAAUAACCGCAACAAAGUUAUCUAAAAAAAACUUAAUGUUAUUUCUUUUUCCUUAUUUCUUUCCCUUGCAUCGUUUUACAAAUAACAUAAAAAAUAUAAAAAAAUCUAUAGUGUAGUAAAAAUCAAGGGUGUGAGUUGAGCUAUUUAAGAUUCAAUAAUGGAUGACAGUAAAGGUGUGUGAUUCAAGCAUUUGCAUGGUCGAAUCGAAUCGCAUAGAAUUUUUGAUAACCUGCGUUAACCAUGCAGAUGAAAGGAACGCCAAUCAGCAUGUACGAGUAUAACGCAUUGAUCGAAGGCGACAAACAAUUUUGAAUGGAAGAAGGAUGAGAACUAUCUUUUGAACCAUUCUUGAUUAAUUAUUCGAAUGUUAUCAUUUAAUAUAUAUAUUUUUUAUAGAUGUUUAAAGCAACCUUUAGACUAUCGUCGGAAUGGGAUCCAAAAAAUCCUAUGCGCAUGGCGUGUUGGCGUAAAUUUAAAGAGACGAUGAGGAAGAAACGCAAAAAACGCAAUUGCUCGCAACUGAAGCAAUUCGUUUAUGUGAUUUUCUGCUUGGAGCACAAACUGGUGUGAUGUCAUUUUUAAACAAAUUUAGGACAUCAAGUUUAGCCUGAAAACUAACAUAACGCGGACGGCUACGUUGCAACCACUGACUUAGUGUACACACAGAUAGAGUGCAUUAAUAAUGCACAGUGCAUUUGUACUCACAGUCACGAUUAGAGUGUGCCGAGCAUUUCUACUUAUAGGCUUUCCUACACCUUUCUAUUCUGUUUAGCUAAGCUAAGACAUUUGAUUGAAUACCAGACAUUAAAAAUAGAAAUGUAGCAAGGCAUAAAGAAGAAUGCUUGGUGUUUUUGUUCAGCCUAUUUUUACCAAAAUCAAAAUUUGUUUAACCCUCUUGAAACGUAAUCUGGAAUUUUAAAAAAUAGAUUUUUUAGAGUAAAGUUUAUUCAACAUCUAGUUGAAUAACUGAAUAUAACGUUCUUUACACUAAUAAUGAGAAUCGAAAGAGAAAUGAAAAUAAAUUUAAAGAAAAAAAAGAAAAAGGGAUAAUUUGGAGCAUUUCUAAUUUCACAGAUAGAUAUUUAAUUUUAGAGGCAGACAAAUCAAUUUUUUCAAUUAUUUGUUUUAAUACAUUUAUUUUUUACAAGGAGAGUUAUUUAUUAUUAGUAAGCCAUUGAAAGGCAUCGCGUAUCACAGGGUAUGGAUAAAAUUGAAACUGCGUACAUUAUGUAUACUCGAGAAAUAUAACAUGUAAUAAAAAAGUUUCAAAUUUACAUUAAAUGUAUUGGUUUAAGCAGUUUAACAUAUUCAGUAUAAAUACUUCUUUGGAAGCAUAAUCUGUGCAUGAUUGUGAAUAUAAACAUUGAUGGAAUCCUAUGGAUGGAAUAUCGUUCUGAUGACAUAGUAUCAUUGUAUAUAAAUUGAUUUUCCUAAGAUAAAUAUAAUAAGGAAAAGCAGGCCAAUAUACAAGAGCCGGUAAUUGCAAAUUAUAUAGAUAUGAAUAUAAUAUAUUAUAUUCAUUAUUAUAUCAUACGAUAAUAGUGAGAUAAGUGAUGCAGCAUAUUACAAAAAUGCAAACAAUGGAACAUUUUCUAUAACAUUCUCUUCAAUCAAGACAGACAUCGUUUAUUCUCAUAUUGAUCUGGUUAUCUUUAUUUAGAUUUUUCUAAAAAAAUGAGUCGAAUUUUAUUUUAUUUAUUUCUAAGAUACAUUUCUCAUUUAAUAUUAUUUUCACUCAUUUUGCAUUCCCAGAUAUUUUCUGAACGCUAUAUUUAUUAGUAAAAUGAGCAUAUUUCUCUUAUAUAAUUCUGAGGCCAAGCAAUAGAUAAGGCUGUAUUGAUGUACGAUACGUUAAGAAUUCGGGAUUUCUUUCUUUCCUUCCAAAAAUAUUGACGAUAUUAAGAUCGAAAUCACAAAAUAAGUGAAAACAGAUUGCCUAUUUUAUAAAAUAUUUUUAAAAUAAAAUUUUUUAGGAACGUGA